This is a messenger RNA of Cuscuta campestris, 1727 nucleotides long. The record is from the annotation of a GenBank genome assembly. Lineage: Eukaryota; Viridiplantae; Streptophyta; Magnoliopsida; Solanales; Convolvulaceae.
GGUUGUGAUAUGUUAUUCUAUUUGCUUAUUUGUAUUUCUCUCUAUGUUUUUUGCUUGAACUGUCGAUGAUGAUAUUGUCUGGAAAAAGCCAACUUGUAAGGGUUCUGUAGCGUAUACUUUUCUUGUAUGAAGUGAAUUGUAGCCCACAGCAGAUCGAACACUUCCCAUUCUUCCAAUUUGAGUUGUACCUAGAAUUAGUUUUAAUUUUUAAAUUUGUAGUUAUGUUGAGAAACUUAUUUAUUCUUCAUAACUUGUGAUCAAUGAUCUUGUUAUGACCCACAAUAUUUGCCUUAACACAGUUUUGUCUUUUUAAUUGCAUGAUAACAUUUGAGGUCAAUAUAUAUGCAUGUUUUUAGUGAAAUCAUGUGUAAGGUGGUCAACUGAUAUAAUGCUUGCAGUACCAGUUGUUUUCCGCUCUGUCGUUUCUCCCUCAUUGGUUCAUUUCUUUCAGGAAAUUUAUUCUCAAAUGUUUUCCUAUUCUUCCACAAACAGAGGGUGCACGAUAUAGUUAAAAGAAUGGAUUGGACAAAAGGUAAAAUCUGCAGGAAAACAAUAAGAAUGAGCUAGAGAUAUUAGAAAAGCAGAGGCAUGAUGAUUUCUUGAGCAUGUUGAGGGGAUAUAUUGUUAAUCAGAUGUAGAAAUUUGAAGGAGAUGCAAUGGGAUAAAGCCAGAUGCUGAUUAUGUUGUGGAGGUUGCUGUGUCUUCACUGAAAACAACAAAACUGGUGCAAACUUAAAGGGUUUCCAGGGUGUUUCUGCAAUAAAGGGGCUAAUCCGGAUCAUUUUAAUGGUGCUCAGUAAUGGUAUAUGGUCUUAAAAUUCAGCUACACUUUGUACAUCCCUCUUCGAAGCAAGGAGACAUGUCGGGGGAUCAUUUGGACCAUUGUGAUUGCAACAUAUUUGGGAAGAUAAAAUGAACAUCGUCUUUUCUUUUCAUGCCAAUCAACUGGAUAAAAGCUUAUGAAGAAGGGUGCCAUACUGCCACUUUAAUUUCGUUUGUACUUAUUUUUGUUCAUUUUGGAAUUUCCUUAGCUAGCGUGUGUUUUGUUGUUAUUGAGACUCCAAUAGUACCCAAUUGUAUUGAGGGUAUUCCCCUCUUUUCUUUUAUCAAACAAGGGUGUUGUGUGAUCCGAAGAUUUCGCCCAAGAUGAGAGGUAAGUUCUACCGGUUCGUAGUCAGACCUGCUAUGUUAUAUGGGGCAGAGUGUUGGGCAGUUAAGAUGACUCAUGUGCGUCGUCUGCAUGCGGCGGAGAUGCGGAUGUUACGAUGGAUGUGUGGGAAGACAAGGUUGGAUAGGAUUUCGAACGAAGUUAUUCGACGUCAGGUAGGCAUGGCGCCGGUGGAAGAUAAGCUGCGGGAAGCGAGGUUGAGAUGGUUUGGUCAUGUGAGACGGCGGAAUGCUGACGCCCCUGUACGGAGAUGCGAAAGGAAUAUGGUCAUCGAGGGAAGUAGGGGAAGGGGUAGACCUAAGAAGAAUUGGAAGGAGGUGAUUAAUCAGGAUUUAGGACUUCUCACCCUGACUGAGGAUAUGACUUUAGAUAGGAACCUUUGGAGAACUAGGAUUAGAGUAGCUGGUUAGGGGCCCGGUGCCUCAACGGUUAUUUGUAGUGUGUUUUGUUUGGUUGGAAUCCUUUGCUUUUGCUUGCAGGACUUUCAGUCAAUUGUACUUGGUGUUUUAUCUGUGUUUUAUUGUGUCCUAUCAUAUUUUUUGCGCAAGUUGGAGCCGGG